AUGGUCCGCCUCAAGAGCCGCUACCUACUCAUGGACAUUCUGUAUCCAGAUCCAUCAACCUGGCCGGCAACCCUGAGCUCCGCCCCUCACAACCCCUCCCUGGCAAUCCAUUCCCCAACCUCCGACGCACUCACAGCAGGAUUCCUCGCGAAGAUGAUCCGCGAAUCCGUUGCAGAGCUAUACGGCGAUUGGGGAAUCGGAAAGCUGGGAGGUGCCUCAGCAGCUGGCAUUCAAGUGAAAUAUCUCUCCCCGGCAACGUCAACGGCGAUAGUGCGGUGCCCCCGCGCUGCAUUCCGUCUAGUCUGGUCUGCUAUCACAUACAUGUCCGGCGUCCCGGAACCGUCUUCGAAUCCGCAAAAGCGUGGCACAGGUCGAGAACGUGGGUGCGUCUUCCGCGUGAUUCGCGUGUCGGGGACUAUGCGCAAGGCGGAGGAGGAGGCCAUCCGCCGAGCUAGGGCAGAGAUUGUACGUGUUAAAGAUGCAGAGGAACGGGGUGUUCUGGGGGAUUUGAUCGAAGGGAUCUCCGGAGCGAAGGGGUCUGCCGUUGUUGAUUCUGUGAUGGAUGAAAGUGAGGAUGAAGCCAUGCUUGAUGACGAGUAG
This is a messenger RNA of Penicillium olsonii, 600 nucleotides long. NCBI's taxonomy places the organism in Eukaryota, Fungi, Ascomycota, Eurotiomycetes, Eurotiales, Aspergillaceae. The record is from the annotation of a GenBank genome assembly.